AUGGAAGAAGAAGUUGUGUACUUUAAUAAUGGAAGAAAGGAAUUCAAUAAGAUUGCUGACGAAAAUCCCGGGUAUAAAAGGAUAUACUUAAAUAUAAAAAAUAAGGAGAGAAUUACGGAAAUAACUCUUUCGAAAGAAAGAGGUGACAUUCUAUAUAUUCUAAGCAGCAUAGAAAAGAAAAAAUACACUGAUUAUUUCAAAAGGAAGGCAAAAAAUGAAGUGGUUUCCGCAGCCAAAGGGAAGAAAGAAGAUAAAGAUCAACCUCCCAAAAGGACAAAGCAAACAACGCUGUUUGAUUUCAUUAAGAAGUAA
Encephalitozoon intestinalis ATCC 50506 is the source of this 312-nucleotide messenger RNA. RefSeq lists its product as uncharacterized. The transcript has a single exon. Lineage: Eukaryota; Fungi; Microsporidia; Unikaryonidae. The record is from RefSeq and is a predicted model, not a curated record. Bases 1 to 312 code for a protein of 103 amino acids.